AUGCAAAACCCUGAGUCAGAAGCAAGUAACCUCCGACCUGUAAGACGGACUUCAGUGCCCGCUCACCUGGCAGAGUAUGAUCUCAGUGGACCAGGGGCCCAGAGCCAGUUCAAGUCAGCAUCCAGAGCCACGGGUCUUCCACAGAGAGAGCAUUCGCCAAGAUCCAUAUCUCCUAUCAGUCAGAACUUUGGAGGUAUUGAUGAAGUACAGGAGCCAGAGCUCUCCAGUUCUCCAGCUCGAGCCACAGGAGGACAGGAGACCACCUGCAUCCCAGAGUUAAGUGCUGCCCUCAUAGAGAUGCGUCGGGACAAUGCUGAGCUCCGUACCCAGUUCCAGAGCCUGAUGACUGCAUUCCAAGCCCAAUUGGACGUCUCCCAAGUGCCUGGAGCUCUGCCUAACCCCCCAUACUAUGCAGCCACUCCCCAGCAAAGUGUUCCCCGUGCAGACCUGUAUGGGCAGAGAUCUCAAGCUCACUCUUACAACCAAAGGGAGCGCACAUAUAGGGGACCAAAGCCCACAAUCCCAUGCCUCACUGCACCAAACCCCAGAGAGUUCUCCAGGAUGAAAGUGGCACUAGAGAACCUCCUACCGGAAGACGCCACAGAGCGGUACAAAUACCAGAUCCUCACAGACCACCUUAAGUGUGAGGAAGCCUCACUUGUGGCCGAUUCGUACUGUAACUCUAUGCAGCCAUACACAGACACCAUGCAGGCUCUAACCAAAAUGUAUGGACAGCCCCACAAACUGGCUGUGCAGCGCAUCGCAGAGCUCAUGGAUGCUCCCAAUAUCCGCAGUGGGGAUGUGAGUAGCUUCCGUCUCUUUGCGCUCACUGUGCGGUCUUUAGUUGGCAUGUACAGCAGCUGGGGCAGAGAGGCCAGAUAG
Messenger RNA from Knipowitschia caucasica, 882 nucleotides. Lineage: Eukaryota; Metazoa; Chordata; Actinopteri; Gobiiformes; Gobiidae. The record is from the annotation of a GenBank genome assembly.